AUGUCUGCCAACUGUGCCCCCAGACUCUCACAACUCAUAUGUGCAGCCACCCCUGACCUGGUUGAUGUGGAGAAGGCUGCACUUAAGGCAAGGUUUGUUGCUGCCUCUGCAGCUCUGGUUGCUGAGGCUAAGUGCCUCCUGGAUGACAAGGAGGAAUUGUGGGAGGAGAAGGUGAUGUGGAUGCAUAGAUGGGAACAGAAAACAGGGGAAGUGUUCCCCCUUGUUGAGCAUGGCAGCAACAGAGAAGAUGUUGCACAUCAAGGUGGUGUCCUGGCCAGUUUGGAAGAGAGCAAGGAUGAGGAUGAGCUGAAGAUUGUUGUCCCUCCUGGUUCGAUUCUUCACAAGGGUUGCAAGAAGUUGACCAAGGCCACAGGGAAGAAGGUGCAGGCAGGCACAUCAGUCACACAGUCUUCAAAGGCUGCAAAGGCUGGCCUGUCCAAGAGGGCUGCAGAUGAUGAUAAUGAUGAGGUGGAGGUAGUCAAGGGCCAUUCACACAUGAAGGGUAAGGCCCCAGUGCAAGGAGGGCUGGACAGCAAGGUUGCAGCCAACCUGUUGCAGUUUUUGUAG
Messenger RNA from Pisolithus orientalis, 567 nucleotides. RefSeq lists its product as uncharacterized. The record is from RefSeq and is a predicted model, not a curated record. The transcript has 6 exons. NCBI's taxonomy places the organism in Eukaryota, Fungi, Basidiomycota, Agaricomycetes, Boletales, Pisolithaceae. Bases 1 to 567 code for a protein of 188 amino acids.